Molecule: messenger RNA, 495 nt
Organism: Protopolystoma xenopodis
Lineage: Eukaryota; Metazoa; Platyhelminthes; Monogenea; Polystomatidea; Polystomatidae
Source: the annotation of a GenBank genome assembly
UUAUUGCAAAGAUCGCCAAUUCUUCAAGAGCAAAAGACAAAUAGUGAUUUCAAAUUGGAUAAACUGGUUGAACUGAAAAGCACUCUGUUAUCUGGUUCCGUCUCGGACAAACCUAUCGUCAACAGUUUUCAUAAAGAUAUUAAUUGGUACAAUAAUAAUCGAGACAAUCCUCUUCAUGGAGAUGAUGAUGCUCACAGAAUAUCAAAAACAUUUAAUAAAGAUUUUAAUCUCAACUUUGAGUCAACGCCAGUGAAUGAAGCAGAUCAAAUCGCGGCACAAGUCGGUGUGGAUCUUUCUGAAUUCCUUGCCAGAUGUGUUAAACUAAAAAAGGCAGAAGAAACAGUUUGCGAUAUUUUCACAAUUUUACCUGGAUCCACUGCCAUUGCCAGAAUACAGCAUAGAGACAAACCACAAUGCAGGCAUCCGAAGAAUGACAACAAACUUCCCCAAGGUUCAGUGGAGGCAAUCGAAGUCCAUCAAGUACCACUCGAUUGA